CGGUACUGAAAGUCUUUUCCUUACCAAGCAAGGAUGAGCAGACUUUUAAGCCACCCUCCGCCUCCAGAACAUUUCAAUCGCCCCAUUAAUUCUCCAUCCCCCCAACAAACUCCCCCCGGCUUCUCUCUCCGUCUCUCAUAAUAGUUAGGGUUUCCGAUCGUCAUACUGAGGGCGGAAACCCUAGGUUUACCGCUGUUCGUGGCGGAGAUGGCGACCGGAGAGGAGGGGCUGGACUACUGGAUGCGGUGGCAGGUGCUCCCCUGCGCUUUGAUCAUCGUCGCGCCGGCGGCCGCGGCGGUGGUCGUGAUCGCAAGAUCCCGUGGGGAGGCCCUGAGAGACGUGGAUCUUUGGGUCCCGUGCUGGAGAAAGGUGCACCCACAUUGCCACCUUGAUUUCUGCCCAUGGCUGUUGGAUUUAUUCAAAACAACAAAGCACUGAAGAUGAGGAGGCCAGUGGAUUCCUUAAAAGUGAAUUUGAACAGGAUAGACAUGCAACUCUAACUUUCAGAAAGAACAAAAAUACGGAUGUUAUUAGAUUGAAAAGCCAUCAUGAGCAAGAGGUGACUGAGAAAAGAGCUGGAUUCUGGGGAUAUGCAAUGCAAAUUGUCUAUCAGACUAGUGCAGGUGCUGCAGUGCUGACAGAUGUUGUGUUUUGGGGUCUUCUAGUACCAUUUCUAUCUUCAGAACAUUUCAGCCUGAAUCUGAUAAUGGGCUGCAUGCAUUCCCUUAAUGCCAUCUUUCUUCUCCUUGAGACUGCCCUCAACAACCUGUCUUUUCCAGCAUUCCGAAUGGCAUAUUUUGUUCUGUGGAGUUGUGCCUAUGUAAUUUUUCAGUGGGUCCUGCAUGCUUGUGGUUUUUCUUGGUGGCCUUACCCUUUUCUUGAGCUAGCAACUCCUUGGGCUCCUCUGUGGUAUUUCUGUAUGGCGUUGAUUCAUAUUCCAUGUUAUGCCCUGUAUUGGUUGAUUGUAAAAGCAAAAAAUACAUUCUUGCCAAAGGUUUUUCCUGAUGCGUUUGUAAGGUCAUCCUAAUAUCAAGCAUUAUACAUUAUGUCGGAAGAUCGCAUCAUAUCGGAGGACUGCUUCUUUGUAUCACAGUAUACAGAUUUUUUGCACAGACGUGGAAGUGAUUCUUGUACUUCUGCUUGUUUCUAUACCUUUGGGUAGAUAUCACGAACACUUACGUUAUAAGUACUGUAAGAUCCAAAGCAGUAAGGCGCCUAGCUUCCUCUUUGUUUUGAUAUUAUAAAGCAGCAAAGAUGCAGCCAUUGAGUUUGAACAAGUUAGGAUGACAA
Molecule: messenger RNA, 1290 nt
Organism: Elaeis guineensis (African oil palm)
Lineage: Eukaryota; Viridiplantae; Streptophyta; Magnoliopsida; Arecales; Arecaceae
Source: RefSeq, a predicted model, not a curated record